CCCGCCCCGCCCGCGCGCAGGCGCGGAACCGCCCGGCCCGCUCCUCGUGCCCGCGACACGCGCGGACGCGGCGAUGGCGGAGGCCCAGCUGCAGCUGGUGGCGCGGCGCGUCCGCAGCUUCCCCGACUUCCCCAUCCCGGGCGUGCUGUUCAGGGACAUCUCGCCCGUCCUGAAGGACCCCGACUCCUUCCGCGCCUCCAUCAGCCUCCUGGCUGGGCACCUGAGAGCGACCCACGGCGGCAGCAUCGACUACAUCGCGGGCCUAGACUCCCGCGGCUUCCUGUUUGGUCCUUCCCUAGCUCAGGAGCUGGGCUUGGGCUGCAUUCUCAUCCGGAAGCGAGGGAAGCUGCCGGGCCCCACUGUGUGCGCCUCGUACGCGCUGGAGUAUGGGAAGGCUGAGCUGGAAAUCCAGAGAGACGCCCUGCAGCCAGGACAGAGGGUGGUGGUUGUGGACGAUCUGUUGGCCACUGGCGGAACCAUGCGUGCAGCCUGUGAGCUGCUGGGCCAGCUGCAGGCCGAGGUGCUGGAGUGCGUGAGCGUGGUGGAGCUGACCUCGCUCAGGGGCAGGGAGAAGCUGGGGGCUGUACCCUUCUUCUCCCUCCUGCAGUACGAGUGACCUCGGCCCCAGCCCCACACCAGCUGGAAGAGGAGAGGACCAGCCUGGCCGCCAGGGGACACUGGCCGCCCGCCUGGACGUCAUCUGUGCCUGCGGCUGAGUGACUUUCUCCAGGGCAGGGCUGCUGCCUGGGGGCCUGCUGGGGCUUCUGGAAGCCCCAAGGCCUGGAGCCAGUGGCCUGGAGCUGCAGGCUCGCUGACAGUGGAAUGAGAAUAAACACAUUUCUGGA
Molecule: messenger RNA, 845 nt
Organism: Hippopotamus amphibius kiboko
Lineage: Eukaryota; Metazoa; Chordata; Mammalia; Artiodactyla; Hippopotamidae
Gene: APRT
Product: adenine phosphoribosyltransferase
Exons: 5
Coding region: 74-616 (180 amino acids)
Biological process (GO): adenine salvage; AMP salvage
Cellular component (GO): cytoplasm
Molecular function (GO): adenine binding; adenine phosphoribosyltransferase activity; AMP binding
Source: RefSeq, a predicted model, not a curated record